Archocentrus centrarchus (flier cichlid) is the source of this 1481-nucleotide messenger RNA. Its product is annotated as chemokine-like receptor 1. NCBI's taxonomy places the organism in Eukaryota, Metazoa, Chordata, Actinopteri, Cichliformes, Cichlidae. Gene Ontology annotation, biological process: positive regulation of cytosolic calcium ion concentration; inflammatory response; phospholipase C-activating G protein-coupled receptor signaling pathway. The transcript is spliced from 2 exons. Gene Ontology annotation, molecular function: complement receptor activity; G protein-coupled receptor activity. The coding region runs from base 55 to 1137 and encodes 360 amino acids. The record is from RefSeq and is a predicted model, not a curated record. Gene Ontology annotation, cellular component: plasma membrane.
AGCAACAGAUAGACAUCAACUUAAAGUAAAGACAGACUCUCAGCUAAAAGGAAGAUGGGGACAGAUAAUAUAAAUUCCACUACAGGUAAAUCGUCUGCACUGGAAGCAGCUUCCAAACACAUCCAAACAGCCUCCAUUGUCAUCUACUGCUUGAUAAUUAUACUUGGAACUCUGGGCAACGGGCUGGUCAUCUAUGUGACAGGCUUCAAAAUGAAGAAAACAGUCGACUCAGUUUGGUUUCUCAACCUGGCCAUAGCUGACUUCCUCUUUGUGUCCUUCCUGAUUUUCUCAGUCAUUUCUCUCUCUCAGAAUCACCAGUGGCCCUUUGGAGCAUUCAUGUGCAAGCUCAACAACUUUGUGAGUGUAGUCAACAUGUUUGCCAGUAUCUUCACUCUGACAGCCAUGAGUCUGGAUCGUUGCUUGUCCAUCUGGGUGGUGGUGUGGGCGCACAACAAGCGCACAGUCUGCAAAGCUCAGCUCAUAUCAGCUGGUAUCUGGGUGAUUGCUGCGGUCUGCAGCACCCCUUAUGCCACUUUUCGCACUGUUUUUGAACACAAUGGGUCAAGAUUCUGUGGUUAUUCUGCAAACAUGACACAUGAACAAAAAUGGAGUCUCUAUAUUUUUCGCUUUGUUAUGGGCUUUGUGAUCCCAUUCCUGGUAAUAUUUGGUUCUUAUAUGGCCAUAGGCAUUCGUGCAAUGCGCAUCCAGAGAACAAGGAAACAGAGAUCACGCAGAAUCAUUUUCUCCAUCAUUUUUGCAUUCUUCAUCUGCUGGUUGCCAUUCCAUGUUUUCAAUUUUAUAGAAUUGAAGGCUAGGACUAACUCAGACCUCUGGGGCAUUGUUAGAAUUAUGGGUCCUCCGACUGUGUGUCUGGCCUUUCUGAACAGCUGCCUGAACCCCAUCCUCUAUGUUUUCAUGUGUGAUGAAUUCAAGAAGAAGCUUCAGAAAUCCAUAUGUUUUGUGCUCGAGAGUGCCCUGGCAGAGGACCAUUUGUCAUUUAUGUCCACUCGCUCCAUGUCAUCAAACUUUUCAAGGAUUUCCCGAAAAUCAGAUGCUGUUGCAACUUUAGAGAAGAUCGACCCAAAUGCUUUUGAAUCCUUCACAGAAAGCACUGCAGAGACACCCAGGUCUGAAUAAGGCCUCAAUAACAGAAAUUGUAAAUUGAAAUGAUUUUUUUUAAACACAAAAUUUUAAUCUCAAGCUGAUUCAGAUGGUAAAUGUGUGCACAGAAAUCUAAAAUGUCCAUGUGUUAAUAUGGUACCUAAUGGUUUCUUACUAUUGCAAAGAGAAUCACACAGGAAAUAUAAAUUAGUCAUACUAAUGGAAAACCUAUGUGGUUGUGCUACUGAUUAAAUGAAUCAAACCUGUAAAGUCAACUUUUAAAUUUUCCUUUGAGAACAGCUUCAUAUUUGUGUAUGUAAGCUUUUAAUGCUCCUGCAUAUUUAAUGUUUAUUAGUAUAAGCAUCCAUUAAACUGUCACA